Messenger RNA from Mercenaria mercenaria, 858 nucleotides. RefSeq lists its product as uncharacterized. The record is from RefSeq and is a predicted model, not a curated record. Bases 265 to 858 code for a protein of 197 amino acids. NCBI's taxonomy places the organism in Eukaryota, Metazoa, Mollusca, Bivalvia, Venerida, Veneridae. The transcript is spliced from 4 exons.
UACAACUUGUUAUCAGUUACUAGUAUCGUCUGGCGCUUGCCCAGGAAUCUCAUUAUCUCAAUGUGUAAAAUUUGUACCUGAAAUCAAUAUAUGAUCAAUUUGACUAGAUUACAAUGUUUACAAGCGCUAGAUUACAAUGUUUACAAGUGCACUUAAUAUGGUUUUAUGCAAGUGUGAAACCCGGAAGUAAAUUAGACAAACUAUAUUUAGCGGUUGAUUGAUACAGAAAGUGAUUUAUAUCUUAUUCGUUUACCGAGAAGGAAAAUGGGUAACAUACUUCCUGUACCCGUGUCAGACACGUCAAAUCCUAAAAGGUAUGUUCAGCAUCAGCAGAAUGACGAUACACCAACCAGAUCACAACAGCCUGGCAAAGCACCACCACCGCGUCCUCCUAGACCACCCAGUCGUUCUAACUCAACUGAUGAAAUGGUUGACAAUAUUGACAAACAUCUUACAGACUUGAAUGAAAGCGUAAGGACAUUAAAAGGAGGCAAGCCAUCAGAAACGAAACCACAGCUGUUAAAAAUGAUGUCUCGGACUGAAAGAGAUUUGCACAACCUGAAUCAGCAAAUGCAAAAAGAAGGAAAAUCGAUAUUUUACACAUUCCCAGAGGAAGACAAGGAGAUACUACAAGAGGUGUUAUCAGAAAACGAAAACCUUAAUACGCAAAUCGUUGAUCUGAAAGCAAAAGUAGAAGCAGAAAGUAAAAAGACACAAAAGUUUCGACAGAAAAGCAAAACUCUAAAGGCUUCUUUAAUAACCGAGAAGAAAAAUACAGAAAAGAUUGAAGCAGAAAAUACAAAAUUAUUGCUGCGUUGUGCCGAGACAAAUAUUGACAAACAGAAGUUUCAAUCAUGA